CUGACUUUUUGUGACGCCGUGUGACGAGGGGGGGCGGGUCAAAAAUCGCGUGACGUCAUUUAUAGACAGUCCAUUAAGCGUAGUUGCCAUUUAACAAAGUUGUGGUGCUCAUCUGUUGUGGAGUCGCCCACUUCUCGUGAGGACGGAACACAACGCAGAGCGUCAUCUCAUCGUCUAGCCGACCUGCCUCCCUCGUUACGAUUCACGGGAGGAGAGGGACAGGGCGGUGCUGGGUAGACACACGUGCAUGCUGUGUCAAUUCAUUUCGAUUGCCCUGCUGUAAUCAAAACCUCUCCACGCCCUGCGUGUUGUAUUGACAGCUCGGAAAGGGACUACCAACACACUCUUCAACUUAUCAACGUGCAUCAUGAUUUGUAGAUAAAUGUGAACACCAUCGUGAACAAAAAUAAACAUAUAAUGAGCACAUCACUGAGUUCCUUGUCGAUAUUCUGGGAAGGUUCGUACAUUUUGGAGACAGGGGGGGACAGGGAAUGAACAGGAAAAUCUGAAAUGCCAUAACUUACCAGCGCAACUAAAUUUCUCUGAAAAUUCUAAUUGAUGUCAUGAUUUAACUGAAUAUAUCUACAUUUAGGUAUUGUUACCUCUGUAUAUUUGAGUGAUUCCCCAAGCAACUGUUCUGGCCUCACAUCGAUGUGCCCAGGUGUUCAAGUUGAAACCGCUGUGUAUAUCGAGUUUGGCAAUAUUUUGACAGCCGGUUGCCCGUAUUAUGUUUAGUAUAUUGAAAAUACCAAGCUGACUUAACAUAAUAGAUACUUAGUUAAGUACAAUAUUAAACCGUGUUCAGGUGUUGAGGUUCAUUUCAUUACAGCCCAUAAACCAAUGAUUUAGGCUGUAAUGAAACCCUCCGAGUCUUCAUGAAGUGACCCAACAUCACGACUAGCUACACUUUCAGGAGAGAGCAGACAGUUAAGAGCCAGGCUCGUGAAGAUAGGUCACAGAUACGCGGAUUCCCACAGGUACAGCCCGGAAAGUCAUAAUUGACAUUACAGUAGUUAAUGGGUUCAUUAAUGAGCCCGUUGAGCAAUAACAUCCCCACUAAGCAGGCAUAUGGACUAAUUAGAAUGCAAGAUCUCAAAUUGAUACCCAGGGGCAAUAGUAAUGGAUGAUUGAUUCUCAGUGACAUCUCAUUUUAUUAUGUUAUGGAGGUUUGCAUAAUUGGUGCCAACAGUAAAACACUGCCUAUUAAUGCACUCUAUAUAUAAAGCCACCAUACAUAAUACAUUCUAAGUUAUGCAUGCAUUAAGACACUAUAUAUUGAAAAAAAAUAACGAAUUCGCUGACAUUAUAUACACCAUUUUAUAUUUGUGCCAUAUACAACACGAUGACUUUAAAAAAUAUUUUUUUUCAAAACUUUAGGUUGAAGCAUUUAAAAUGUAUAUAGUGAUUUAAAAAAAAUAACUGGAAACAUGACCCAAAUGCUUCUAAUGCAGUCACCUCCCAACCCGAAGUGUAUAUAUCACAUUACGAGCUAAUCCUCAGGGCAAUGGGUAAAUCCGCAGGGCGCUGCAGCACACACCAGGCAGCCGAGAACCUCCCAUCGCGCCUUAAGGCUCACGGUCACGUGGUCCCCAAAACGCAUAUAAAUCAGCAGAUUCCACGAGCAUCACUGAUCUGUUCUCAGUUCAAGCAACGAAAACAAGGUACUGCGUGAUAAGGUCUCAGGCUAUAGACGCAGGAGCACAAGGAACGCAAUUAUGGAGAACAGAAGCUCCGUGCUCCACCUCGCCACAUUUGAAGCCCCGUACCCUGUGGAGGUGCUCAUAUUCAGCCUGUGCCUUGCGAUGUAUCUAACUAUAACUGCAGCCAAUCUGAUGGUGCUCGUGACGGUGGCAGUAUCCACAGACUUACACAAGCCCAUGCACAUAUUUCUGUGCAAUCUCGCAAUUGGCGACAUCAUUAUCAGCACAGGUGGCUUGCCCAAGCAGCUGCAGGUCCUCCUGACGGGCAACAGAGAGAUCCUGUACGUGUCAUGUGUCGCACAGAUGUUCACAAUUCACAUAUCUGCCCUGAAUGAGAUUUUUACAUUGGCUAUUAUGUCUGUUGAUCGCUACGUGGCCAUCUGCUACCCAUUGCACUACCACACCAAGAUUACUGCAAAGAGAUCCAUUUUUACGGCAUUACUAUCCUGGCUGAUGGCAGCGGUUGCAGUCAGCAUUCUAGUCAUCCUUCAAUUUUCACUGCAAUUAAGCGAAAAAAACAGGCAAAUCCAGGGCAUAGUUUGUGAUAAUAUGGGAUUAUUAAAGUUGGCUGUCGGUGACACGAGCAAAAUGGAUGUUGUCUCAUCGUCAAUGGUUGCAACGUUUGUUGUAUUUCCUCUCUGUGUGGUUGCGUACACCUACGUUCGGAUUUUUAUUGAGUGCAAUAAUUCGAGCUCUGCGUUCAGGAGCAAAGCCCUGCACACAUUCGGCACGCAUUUCAUGGCACUCGCUGUGUUUUUCACGUCAGUUUUUUUAGACAUUCUUCUGCCGCGCUUUGUGAAGGAUGCCGACAGCGAGGGCGUCAACUUGAGAUGCGCCGCUCAGUUGGUGUUCUUGCUCAGCCCGAUUGCGAACGUGCUCAUUUACUGCCUACGCACCCUUGAGCUGAGGCUCGCAAUUAAUACGCAAUUCAACAAGAUAUUGAGAAAGGUGCAUUUCUGUCCAACAAUCAAAGUGAAUGUAUCAGAUCGUGGUUGAAUGAUGCUCUCCCAUACAGCUGCAGAAACAAUGAAUGAAUUUGUAAUUUCCAGGCUAGACUACUGCAAUUCUCUGUUAUUCGGUCAUCCUUUGUCUCUGAUCCUAUGUGUUCAGUAUGUUCAAAACACAGCUCCAAGAGUACUCACUCAUACUCGGAAGCGUCAUAAUUUUACACCCAUUUUACAAUCCCUGUGCAACUACCUAUCCAGUCCAGAAUCACCUUGAAGAUCGCACUCGCAGAUUUCAAAUUUCUUCCCGGGCUAGCCCCUGCCUAUCGUUCCCCUCCGAUUUUCAGUUUACUCCCCUCCCCGGGUUCUCUGUCUUCUCUAGGUCUGCUCUCUACCUCCCACUUCACAUCCCACAAAUCAACUCUAUAUGAUUAAAAUUUGAACCGAAGGUAAUUUUAUUCAUCAAGGCAUACGCGAGAAAAAAAGUAAAUCUCUUUUUGGACUGAUUGAUAUAAAUUCGUCGUUACAUUUUGACACUCCACCACCCCUCCUGUGAAGGUUUCCUGGCUUAGUUGGGAAGUUGGGAUUGUGUUAAGAAUCAAUGUCCUGCUCAAUUUUAUUGAAAAGAGAAGCGCAUGACCUAAUCGUACAGAAUGUUGUGCUGGAUGGUGCUUUGGUGGCUGACCACCAUGCGUAAACUCGUGUUUGUAGGCUGUUGUAAAAUCCAGGGUUGUGUUGCACUCCUAUGCUCCCAUCUCCAAAUCCACCAACACGCAACUGACCAGCCUGGUGAAGUAUGGUGAACCCAUUCAAUAUAGCGGUCUCUCGGCUAGCAGUCGAUUGACAAAUUGGCUGCACAUACACCGUAAGUCAUACAUAUAUUGCUCUCAGAGGGAAUUCUAAUCCCACCAACCCAGAUUGUCCCCACACACACCCAUACCUACUGUAUUUGCCCACCACUACCUGUUGAUUAAAGGUAAUAAAAGCUUAGAAUCAAAUGCGUGGGGCAGGUAGCAUAUCUUUAGUGAUGGCGGCCAUAGGCCAACUAGGAAAGCAUAAAUGUGGUGCAUUGCUUCAGUUUACUGUAGUUAAGUGAAAAAAUAUCUCUACACAAACACAGGAGUCAUUUGCGUACAUGAACAUCGCAUCGUGAGUUUGAUUAUACGUCCAAGUUGUGCUUCCAUCACUAAAAACAGAGUACUAUUCGUUCUUAAAAAUGCAAUUGCAUUAUAUAACAAAAUAGCAUAAUAAUGCAUUAACAAAGGGCACGAAUUAGCUUAGCGUGAACGAAAUGUGCCCUUUCCAAUUGUGUUCGUCUGCAAAUAAUAAACAAACGUUUAAAUGGCAAUCAGUGGGCGACGCGCGCAGCAGCUUGUAUUUCAAUUGAGGUGGCAUUUGGUUGCAGCAGGGUCAAUCAAGGUACCUGAACACAUCAUGGAUGUGUGCGCUACAGCGUCUGUCGUGUAAACACUCGUGCCCCACAGCAAGAAGGUCCUGAGUUGGAUUCCCAACUCAAGCGUGGAGUUUGUUCUCCCCCCUGUUCUGGACGGGGUUUAUUUUCUGAGCUCUCCAGUAUUCCAGCUCAACAAAAAAAACACUCCUGCAACUUGGUUUCGGCCAAACAUUCCGAUGAAAAAAAUUCACCCGCAAAUUACUCCAUUGGCAUGAACGUGAAACGACUCAAACGACAAACUUUUAUCACCACACAGUAACAAAUACUGGGUCCGGACUUCACGCUUAGUUUUGAAGCUCGUGUCUUCCUUCUAACGUCCCGUCCCCUUGUGCUAUGGCCCUUUAAUAUCUUUUGAGCAACCUUUCUCGAAUGUUCCCUCACUGCCCCCCCCCCCCCCCCGUAGCCAAUCCCCUGUCCUCCUACUCUAACGGAUCCCAACCGUCGCCUCUGGGUUCCACUCUGUUUCCCGCCUAUUCUCAUUCAACAAUUUCCUCCAGUCACUUCAAAUGCCCUGCCUCCCGACUAAUCACUGUGGAGGCCUUUUUCCGCUAAUCGGAGACCUUGAUCUAUUUUUGAAUAACCGUAAGGCUGUACAUUGGCUUGCGGGUGAGUGUUUUUUCAUUCAUUUCGGUCAUUACAAACGUAACAACAUCGUCCCUUACUGCGAUAGUUUUUGUCAGGAUUCUCCUAAGGAGUAUUGAGACUCGGUGAGGCCAUCCCUGGUAAACGAGCAGAUUAACAAUACAAAUGUUAAUGUGUUGGACCCAGAGGAAGCACCCAGACAUUGUCCUCAUUAAGCGUGGGGACAGCGACCAUGGCCAGACACAGUACGGGCAGAGACGGUAGCCCCUUGAGACCCUGGGACCGGCUGUCUGUGUCUCAUCCCAAUCCCCAAUCCUGGCGAGUCAAGUUUGGACAAGGGACAACUGAAGAGGCUCGUCCAGCACCACCGUCGGUAUAUAUUAUUCUUCCAAAACUCGUUACAAAAUAUCAAAAUUACUUGUUUUAUUCUCUAUGUAUUUGUUUAACCUCUCUCAUUGCAAUGCAAUGCACAUGUAGCCGGUGAGAGCUUCCCUGUAAUGAAUCGCACGUAUAAUUGUGUACUCUGCUACGUGUUGCUGUAAUUUCUACGGAGAGCGAGGUGUGGUUUUUUUCUCAUUAGUGUAGGCAAUGACGAUCAGAGAAAGGACCCCAAGCCGUAGCUGCAUAGCAGGCCACGUCCAGCAGUGUGUAGACUAUUCUGAGAACGGGGCACACAACCAGUUCAGAUUUGGGGUGAACUGCGUGCUGGUGAGAUUACAUGAGCUCUGAUAAAAUAACAAACGUAACUUAAAUUAAUAUAACUUCAAUGUUAAUCGACAGACAGGAACUCGCCUAUGUUAAUUGACUGUUUAUUGAAUCAUUGGUGGUGAUAAAGAUAUUCACAAGACUUCGAUAUUAAAAUGCAUUUAAAUGUUUAAAAUGCUCAAUUGGGGCUGGAAUAUGAUUAACACUGGUGCUUAAUCCCAUCCACAGAGGGACUGAGCUGAGGUGUUGUGUGACGUGGGGGGGGGGGGGUGAUCGGGGUGUAUCUGGUCAUGAUUGAAAGUUGUGAUCUGUAAACGUAUUUAGAGUUACAACAUACAUGUUAACCCCUUAUCAGUGCCCUAUCUUAUCACAGACCAAUUCAGAUUUUAUUGGUCACCCCGUGCCCUUAUACAUCUCAACAUUCAUUCUACAGUCCAAACACAAACAAAUAGACAAAAAACAUUCCUACACCACAUCACGCACACGCUACCAGCUGGAUCUGAGAUGGGAAGUUUAUUGUUUUUCACACACACACGGUUAUUCUGUCAUUGUGAUUCUGAUGCGUACCUGUUAACCCCUUAACAGUGCCUAGUUUAUUACAGACCGGAUUGGUCACCCCGUGCUUUUAUACAUCUACAAAGUCCCAUCACAAAGGAGAAACACAAACCAAUAGACAAAUAAACGUAGUUUUUUUCCCCGCAUUGAAACGGCUGUACACCGUAUGGAUCUGAAAACUAUAUUUCUCUGUACAAGAAUACGGGUAAACCGUAUAAGUUGUCUGCUAUGUUACAGUGUAUUGUUUGCCUUCUAUAUUUUUUGUGCGGGAAAUUUAAUACGAUAGCGUCGCCCUCGUGGUGACAGCUAUUUAUAUUCACGGGUGUCAAUAACUCACUUAUUUUGGUAAAUCCAAAUCGAAUCAAUAGACGUAACGGAGUUGAAAGAUUAUUAUAGUGUUUUAAUGAUGGUCAUGAUUGCAAGUUGUGAGCUGUACACUUCCUGAGAGUUACAGUGGUAUUGUUUGACGGUUUUUUUGCGCGGGGUAUAACUUGUUUAUUUUUACCAAUCCAACUCGAUUCUAUAGACGUCACGGAGCUGACAGAUGAUUGGAGCAAUAAAGUAUUAAAGCUUUCGUGACUGCAUAAAAUUUCUCAUUGUUU
Messenger RNA from Petromyzon marinus (sea lamprey), 6541 nucleotides. Its product is annotated as olfactory receptor 1500-like. Lineage: Eukaryota; Metazoa; Chordata; Hyperoartia; Petromyzontiformes; Petromyzontidae. The record is from RefSeq and is a predicted model, not a curated record. Gene Ontology annotation, cellular component: membrane. Gene Ontology annotation, molecular function: G protein-coupled receptor activity; odorant binding; olfactory receptor activity. Gene Ontology annotation, biological process: detection of chemical stimulus involved in sensory perception of smell; G protein-coupled receptor signaling pathway.